UUGCUCUCAUCACACACUAAAAGUUUCGAUCAGCCUCGCGACGCGACGCGACGCGGCGACUACAAGCCAUACACGCGCACCGCCAACGAGCGUCGCGUCGCUCGUCGCCUCGCCGUGUCUCAAUCACUGGCGAACCAGAAACGAACACCUGAUGCAGUGACAAAAACUUAUGUCUGUGUAAACUAUCGUCUGUUAUCGCUGUUGACAUAUGGCGAGUACUUCUCACCGAACAAGGGUCGCGUCGCGCGACAAAAACACAAGCGAAAGAAAACUCCGACGUCCCGUUUCACAAACGACCACGAAAGCGACGUCAUCCAACUGAACUUGUGCCGCACGAAACGACAGCCAACAGCCAAGCAUGAAGUCCAGAAGCGGCAGUUGGCGCAGCGAACGCCUGUCGUGCGGUCGAUGUCUCCUGCAUACCUGUGCACCGAUCGUACCGGCGACAAAGCAGCAGCGAAAGUGACCGACGUCCGCGGACCAUAA
Soboliphyme baturini is the source of this 486-nucleotide messenger RNA. Lineage: Eukaryota; Metazoa; Nematoda; Enoplea; Dioctophymatida; Soboliphymatidae. The record is from the annotation of a GenBank genome assembly.